Molecule: messenger RNA, 930 nt
Organism: Adineta steineri
Lineage: Eukaryota; Metazoa; Rotifera; Eurotatoria; Adinetida; Adinetidae
Source: the annotation of a GenBank genome assembly
AUGACGGAUGCAACCUAUGAAUAUAUGGAUGAGACAUCUAUUGAUCCAGAAUUGAUCUGCAGUAUUUGUCAUUCACCUUUAGUAGAUCCACAUUGUACUCCUUGUAGUGAAACAUUUUGUCGUGAAUGUAUUACAAAUUGGCUUGAAACACAAAGUACUUCGUGUCCACAUUGUCGACAAACUUUAUCAAUUAACAAUCUUACACAAGCUCCACGUUCUCUACGAAAUAUGCUUGAUCGACUUCGAAUAAAAUGUACAAUUUGUGGACAAGAUGGAUUGUUACGAGUUAAUGCUGAAGAACAUAUUGAAAAAGUAUGUCCAAAAAGAAUUGUUCCGUGUCAGUCAGCAGAUAUCAAAUGUCCAUGGAUGGGACAACGUGAUCAGCUGAAUGAACAUCUACUUACUUGUCGAUAUGAAGCAAUGCGAUCUAUUAUCACCGGUAUUUUAAUGGAAAAUCUACAACUAGAAGAUACAGCACAUAAACAGAUUACACAAAUAAAUGAACAACGGGACGAGCUCAGACAUCUUAAUAGUCAAAUGAAUCAACAGCAAGCUCAAUUCUUUGUACUUCAAACUCAAAAUCAAACACUUUUAGAACUAACAACACAAUUAAAAAUACAAGUUAAGACAUAUCAUCGCCAGAAUCAACAACUUAAUGAAGAACUCAAACAAAAAGAAGCUCAACUAGCAUUGAUAAAAAGUAAACCACGUGUCAAAAAACUAUCCAGUCGUUCUCGUACUACGUCUCUACCAAAACUUGAUUGUGGUGGUCGUGCUUGUUCAAAAUGUGGUAAAUGCUGUGAUUGGUAUUAUAAUGAUUAUGAUAUUAAUGAUUACAUUAAUGAUAAUGGAAAGCGUCAUGGUGCAACUUGUCGUAAUACUAAUGGUCGUAAUCAUAUGUGUGAUUGUGACAGAAAGAAGAAAGAAUAA